AUGAGGUCCUGGAAAGUGCACGCCUGGCCAUAUAUCAGACACAGCAGUGACAUGGUAUCCCUCCCUGGAUUUGAAAACCUCACAGAGGGCUACAACAAAUAUUCUUCGCCUCUCAUUCCUUCCCUAGGGAAACCUGUUCAAAAAGCAUUGAGCCUGGAUGUUGCGAGUAUUUCAAGUAUAGCUGAGAGUAACAUGGACUAUUCCGCUACCAUCUACCCGCGGCCGCACUGGACGGCCCCCCGCCUGGUUGUGCACAAUAACAAGAGCUUCACUCUGGCUGCUUGGCUGGUAGAAUUGCUCUGGGUGCCAGACACAUACAUCGUGGAGCCUAAACAGUCUUUCCUGCAUGAUGUCACCAUGAGGAAUCAUCUUAUAAGAUUAUUCUGCAAUGGCACAGUCUUGUGUGCUUUGAGAAUCACUACAACUGUUGCAUGUAACACGGACCUCUCAAAAUAGCCCAUGGACACACAAAUGUGUAAACUACAACUGGAAAGCUCCAGAAGAAUUUGUAACAAUUUAGGCACUUUCCGUUCUGAUCUCAGCGAGAAUGCCGAACGAGAAAAGAUUCAGAUUCUAAUGGCUCGGAAUGCUCCAAAAGGUUCUAAUCAGAUCUGA
Molecule: messenger RNA, 615 nt
Organism: Pelodiscus sinensis (Chinese soft-shelled turtle)
Lineage: Eukaryota; Metazoa; Chordata; Testudines; Trionychidae
Source: RefSeq, a predicted model, not a curated record